Aegilops tauschii subsp. strangulata is the source of this 2476-nucleotide messenger RNA. The record is from RefSeq and is a predicted model, not a curated record. NCBI's taxonomy places the organism in Eukaryota, Viridiplantae, Streptophyta, Magnoliopsida, Poales, Poaceae.
GUGAUCCAUAUGGCUGUAGCCUUUUGCCAUGCCCAGCCUAGCAAUGGUUCGUACGUGGUAUAUGCGCGCAGUCAUGUGUGCAUGCCCGCGCCUGCGAAGGAGGGAACAGUGACUGGGAGUCAAGCUUCUGUUCACCGGCGAGAAAAAAGGGAGACUGGAGACGGUCUAAUCGCAUCUCCGGCCGCCCGUCCCGAUCUCUGUCAUGCGCGCGUUAUUGAAAUUUGUAGGGUUGCUUGGUCGAUCUGGGCAUGCACUCUCUCCCCUGCACUGCACUGCACUGGACCUACUGUGUGGAGUUUGGAGUCAUGCAUGCGUGCAUUGUCUUGUUCCGUGGCCGCGUCUCCCUCCCUCGUGCCCCUGCUGGGUUUGGGUGUGGGCUUUUCUUGGCAACUUGGCCGCUGGGGCUGGGGGGCAGCGGCAGAUGGCUGGCACCGUGCAGUGGAGGGCCCGCCCCGGGGUAAAACGAAACAUCUUCCAUUGUUUUCAUUCUUUCCUCACGUAAACAUUUUUCCAAGUAAGGUUUUCGGUGCCAAAAAUGAGUUCCCGUCGUUCUCGAGCUGGCCACCUUUAAAUUCCCCUUUCUUGUUCGAGUCUUUUUGGGCGUACGCUGUCCCUUUUUGAACCUUGGGUCGCCCAAAAUCUCUUGCAUGGCAAAUGUCGCUUCCUUGGACGUCGCUAAUCCAUUUCUUUAAUAAAUUCUUUACUUAAUUAACGAGAGAGGGAGAGGGGGCCCCGCGCUAAUGGCUGCCCUAAUAGCGUAGCAAGCCCUGCCCGCCCACCGCCGCCUCUCGCCGGCCGGAGUCCUCAGGUCCGGCCAUGGGCAAGGCGGCGCGCUGGAUCCGGGGCUUCCUAGGCGGCGGCGGUAAGAAGGAGCAGAGCAAGGACCAGAAGCCGAUACCUCCGCCAACCAAUGCCAAGCGCUGGAGCUUCGGCAAGUCGUCGCGCGACUCGGCGGAGGCCGCUGCAGCCGCUGCGGCAACGUCGGCGCGCGGGGGCAACGCGGCGAUCGCGAGGGCGGCUGAGGCGGCCUGGCUCAGGUCGGUGUACGACGAGACGGAGCGGGAGCAGAGCAAGCACGCCAUCGCCGUGGCGGCGGCCACCCAAGCAGCGGCCGACGCGGCCGUGGCUGCGGCCCAUGCCGCCGUCGCCGUCGUGCGUCUCACCAACAAGGGCCGCGCCGCCCACGCCGGCGAGCACCGCGGACCGGCGGCCGCGGCGGUCCGGAUCCAGACGGCAUUCCGAGGCUUCUUGGCUAAGAAGGCGCUGCGUGCGCUCAAGGCCCUCGUGAAGCUGCAGGCGCUGGUGCGCGGCUACCUCGUGCGAAAGCAGGCGGCCGCCACACUGCAGAGCAUGCAGGCGCUGGUGCGCGCGCAGGCCAGCAUGCGCGCCCACCGCGCCGUCGCCAGCGCCGCUCUCCCGCAGCUCCACCAUUCUUCUUUCCGGCCGCGCCGCUCCUUGCAGGAGCGGUACGCGGACGACACGAGGAGCGAGCACGGGGUGGCGGCGUACAGCCGGAGGCUGUCGGCGAGCAUCGAGUCGUCGUCCUACGGGUACGACCGGAGCCCCAAGAUCGUGGAGAUGGACACCGGCAGGCCCAAAUCUCGGUCGUCGUCGCGCCGGGCGAGCUCCCCGCUGCUCGACCCGUGCGAGGAAUGGUGCGCCGCCGCCAACCCCAUGUCGUCGCCGCUGCUGCUGCCGUGCCACAUGCCAGGCGGCGCGCCGCCCCGCAUCGCCGUGCCGACCCCGCGCCACCUCCCCGAGUACGACUGGUGCGCGAUGGAGAAGGCCCGGCCGGCGACGGCGCAGUGCACGCCGCGGUACAUGAACGCGAACGCGCCGGCCACCCCGACCAAGAGCGUGUGCGGCGGCGGCUACUCGUCCUCAUCUCUGCUCAACUGCCCCAGCUACAUGUCCAGCACGCAGUCCUUCGAGGCAAAAGUGCGGUCGCACAGCGCGCCGAAGCAGCGGCCGGAGCCCCCCACGAACAGGAAGCGGGUGCCGCUGAGCGAGGUGGUGGUGGUGGAGUCCCGGGCCAGCCUGAGCGGGGUCGGAAUGCAGCGGUCGUGCAACCGGGUGGAGGAGGCGUUCAACUUCAAGACGGCCGUCGUCGGCCGCCUCGACCGCCCGUCGACGGGGUCCGUCGAGAAUGACCGGCAAGCGUCCUUGCAGAGGAGGUGGUGAUCUGCUCUGCUCUGUUCUAGCCACUUCACACGGUUAAUGGCAGUGAGACGACGAGAGCUCUGCGUAGUAAUUAGCAAUAAGAAUGCGUUUUGAGGUGUUCUUGGGAGCUCUCGUCCCUGCUUUCUUUUUGUUCUUGCUUUAGUAGUUGUGAUCAAUCAUGUGAUUUGUGUUCCUUUUUCUUUCUAUUUUUUGGUUAUGUGUUUGCUGGUCGCAAACAAGUGUGGUAGGAGAAUUUGAUUCAUAGCGCACUUUGAUGUAAAUUCCUUCUCAAUCCAUGUGUUCUUCCAUUGCGACU